Phaeoacremonium minimum UCRPA7 is the source of this 2637-nucleotide messenger RNA. Its product is annotated as putative minor extracellular protease vpr protein. Gene Ontology annotation, molecular function: tripeptidyl-peptidase activity; serine-type endopeptidase activity. Gene Ontology annotation, cellular component: membrane; cell wall; cytosol. The record is from RefSeq and is a predicted model, not a curated record. The coding region runs from base 1 to 2637 and encodes 878 amino acids. The transcript is spliced from 11 exons. Gene Ontology annotation, biological process: proteolysis. Lineage: Eukaryota; Fungi; Ascomycota; Sordariomycetes; Togniniales; Togniniaceae.
AUGAGGUUCUCCGCUGUAGCCCUGGUUAUCUCUCUUGUGAACGCUAGUGUCACGGAGGGAGGGAACUAUGCGGUUUCCGAGGCCUCCUCAGAGAACGACACAAAGGACCAAAGCAGACUCAUCCCUGGUAGCUACAUCAUCGAGUUUGCACCGGGUUCCGCUCAGCGUCGUGAUGGCAUUGGGGCGACGGAAGGCAUCACAGUUGUCAAGACGUUCGAUAGCAUCGUCUUCUCGGGGGCUAGCAUUGAGACGAACAGGUAUAACCAGGACUCACUACAAAGCCUACCCAAUGUCAUUCGCGUGUGGCCCAAUUUAGUCGCUCAGCUACUCCCCACAGAGACUACAUCAUCUGUCGCCGGCUCGGUAAGCGAUCAAGGCUACUCAACGCACAAUGCGACGGGCGUGGCAAAACUACACGCCCAGGGCAUCUUUGGAAAGGGGGCCAAGGUUGGAAUUGUAGAUACCGGCGUUUGGUAUACGCAUCCUGACCUCGGUGGCGGAUUCGGUCCUGGAUUCAAGGUUGCAGGUGGCUACGAUUUCGCGGGCAACGGACUUUGGCCAUAUUCCGGUGAGAAGGAGCCGGAUGAUGACCCACUCGACCAAACCGGUCACGGCACUCAUGUCGCAGGAAUUGUCGCGGGCAAGGGUUCUGGGUGGUCUGGAGUCGCUCCUGAGGCCAGCCUCUAUUCCUACAAGAUUUUUACCCAGGAUAGCUUCACUGAUACGGCAACAAUUCUCGAGGCAUUCCUUCGUGCCUUCGAUGAUGGGGUUGACAUUAUCACGGCUAGCGUGGGUUCCAACUACGGGUGGUCGACAGAUGUCUGGGCUGAAAUUGCCAGCCGAUUCGUCGAGGAAGGUGUCUUCGUUACCGUCGCCUCAGGCAAUGUUGGCACGAUCGGCCCCUUCGUAAGCAGUAGGGGGGCAACUGGCAAGAAUGUAAUCGCUGUGGCAUCAGUCGAUUCACAAACUUUCCCCGGAUUUCCAUUUAAUGCAAAAUUCACGGGAGACCAGGGGAUUGCUGAUGAGACCGCUCGCUACGGUUAUAUUCCUUCCAUCGACCCGUUCCCAGCCACCCUAGUUGAUGUACCUAUUGUUCCCUUCUCCCUCGACACAAAUGCUAGCGCCGACGCAUGCGCGCCGCUAGAGGAAGGCUCACGAAACUUUACGGGUCAAGUUGUGCUUGUAAGGCGAGGUGUAGCUACGCAGUGUGAUUUUGACACGCAGCAGAAUAACCUUGCCCCUCUGGGCGGCACGAUGGUGUUGAUCUACAACAAUGAUCAGCCUCUUCGAUAUCCUCUUGUUGGCUACACCAACAGCACUGUCGCUCUGAUAUCAGCUUAUUCCGGCACCCAGAUUGUGGAGGCCGUCAAAGCCGGUCGCAAUGUCACGGCUGAUUUCUCUGUCGAUGCUGGCCAGCCAGUUGGGCUAGCCUACUCAUUAGGCGGGGACCCCAAUUACUUUACCAACAUCGGUCCCUUGUACGACCUUCAGAUAAAACCAGAUAUUGCAGCUCCGGGAGGGAAAAUAUAUAGUACUUGGCUCGACAAUAGCUACGCAAUUGAGAGCGGCACAUCCAUGGCCACUCCGUAUGUAGCUGGCGUCGCCGCGCUCUACGUCGGCGUUUAUGGUGGUAGGGGCACACAUCCAAGUGCCAAUGCAUGGGCCAAAGAUCUAGGCAAGCGCAUUAUCUCUAGUGGUAUCGGGCUGCCUUGGGCUGAUGGCUUGACGGAAAAGGACUACGGCCAUUCCGCCAGCGUAGCCCAGAUCGGCAAUGGCUUGAUCGAUGCAUCUAAGGUGCUCCUGUACAAGACUACGAUUGACUUUGAGAAGUUUGCUCUUAACGACACGCACCACUUCAGCCGAUACCACGAUAUCAAGAUCACUAAUAACGGCGAGGACGCUACUACCUAUAACUUCUCUGUCCAGGAUGCUGUUGGCGCUGAGGUACUCGGCUGGUACGCAGCUGACCAGGUCCUUCUCAACUCUGCUCCUCGAACCAAGCGAAUUCGCGAGUUCUUCGACAUGGUGCCACAAACACUCGUGCCCGAUAUCAAGUUUCCCAAGCCCUUCACACUUGAACCUGGCCAGAGCAAGACGGUCACAGUUAGCUUCGGCAAUCCUGAGACAUUGGGCUGGAAUUCCACGGGACUGCCGCUCUACAGCGGACGUAUCACAGUCUCCAGUAGUAACCAAGAGUAUUUGUCGGUGCCCUAUCUAGAUGCUCAAGACUUCCCAAAGAUCAUCAGUAAGCCAAUUUAUGGAACGGCGGAAGUCCGCUUUGAUGUUUUCGAGGCUGAUUGGAAGGAGCGUGAAUGGAAAUACCCUCCAGUUCCCGGACAAAAUGGCUACAUCGGACCGGUGGCAUCUUGGGUCGGAUCUGGCCUAGUUAGUCGCAUCAACACUGACUAUUACGACCCUAAUGACACAUUUACGUAUCCCAUUUACUACAUCAAUCGCAAUGGAGCCUACGAACAGGACCAGCAUUGGUGGUUUGGAAAACUAGGCAACGGAAGCCAGAUUGCCGUUGGUAACUAUACACUCCGCUUUGCCUUGUUGAAGCCAUUUGGAAAUCCCACUCACUCGGACAACUGGGAGAUUCUGAAACUCCCCCAGAUAUCUGUCCUAGGACAGUACUAA